CUGUCAGCACCAACUAUUCCCCCUCAGCAUCGGCCGGCAGCACUUCCACAUAAUUCCUCUGACUUCAGCACGAACUCUAGUCAUGACAAUCGCCGACUUCGACGCGAUCUUCGACCACAUCGGAGGAUUCGGUCGCUACCAGAUGGUACUGUUCACGGUCAACUGCAUGAUGAACUCCUUCCUGGCCUUCGUCUACUUCGGCCAGAUAUUUAUGACCCUGACGCCCCCCCACUGGUGUCGGGCUCCGCCUGACCUUCAGGGCCUCAACCUGACGGAGGAGCAGCUCAAGGACCUCACCAUCCCUAGGGACGCCUCUAGCGGCAAGUUCCUGCAGUGUAGGAUCUAUGACGUUGACUUCGUUAAGGUGGUCUGGGCCAACGCCUCCUGGCCCACUACCAGCUGGGCCAACGCCUCCUGGCCCACCACCAGCUGUACACAUGGCUGGACCUACGACUACUCCCUCUACUACCCCACCAUCACCUCCCAGCUGGACUGGGUGUGCGACGAGGACUGGCGGAAGACAUUUUCCCAGUCGCUGUUCUUCGUGGGGUCGCUGGUGGCCUCGCCGGUGCUCGGGUGGGCGGCAGACAAGUUUGGUCGACUGCCGGUCAUCGUCAUCACCAACAUGGUUGGGGGCGUGUUCGGGGUGGCCUCAGCUUUCUGCACCUCCUUCGCCACCUUCACCGCCUUCAGGUUCAUCGUUGGCAUGACUUACGAUACCCACUUUUUGUUCACAUACAUCCUUUUGUUGGAGUAUGUGUCGAGUGAGUACCGCACCAUCAUGGCCAACGUUCCCAUCAUGUUCUUCCUGACGCUGGCCAUGUGUGCCAUGCCCUGGAUCGCUGUGGGGGUCGCAGACUGGUCCAUCUUCACCAUCAUCAUGCACGCCCCUCAACUCAUCUGCUUCUUCUUCAUCUGGUUGAUCCCUGAGUCUGCCCGCUGGCUGCUGGCUCAGGGCAGGGUGGAGGACACGGUCAAGAUCCUGACCCGGGUGGCUAAGAUCAAUCGGAAGACCCUCACCCCGGAGGUCAUCAAGGAGUUCGAGGAAUAUGGGAUGGAACAGGCCAAGCAAGGCCAGGCGACAGCGUCGGUGUUCGAACUCCUCAAGAGAUCGAAACUGAGGCUGCACUUCCUCGUUCUCAGCGUUAUGUGGAUGGUGAUCAUCGUGGCCUACGACGGCCACAUGAGGAACACGGAACACAUCGGUAACAACGUCUUCGUGACCUUCACUAUCGCCGGCUUCGUCGAGUUACCAGCGGACUUCAUCGCCAUGCUGGCCAUGGAGAAGCUCGGCCGUCGCCACACUGUCGUCUUCACUCUUGUCUUCAGCGGCCUCGCCUGCUUUGCCGCAGCUGCCCUCCCAGAAGAAGACACCAUGGGCAUCAUGUGGCUGGCCAUCGCUGGCAGGUUCCUCAUCACUAUGGCCAUGAACGUUGGUAUGCAAUCCCCCGUGGAAGUCCUGCCCACAGUGGCCAGGGGCUCAGGGAUUGCCGCCAUACACACCCUGGGACACAUUGCAGCCUUCACCUCACCCUAUGUCAUCUACUUGGGGAAACACGGCUACUACCUUCCUUACGUGAUCCUGGGGGCGCUGACGGUGGUGGGUGGGGCGGUGUGCACGGUGCUGCCCGAGACACUGAACCAGAGCCUGCCGGACACCUUGGAAGACGGGGAGACCUUCUUCUCUGACCAGACCUUCUGCUACAACCCUUGCUCCAGGAUAACUUGGAAGGAGGAGGAGGCAGAGGCCCCAAGCAGACCUCAAGAAAUGGAGAUGUCAGUGUGUUGGGAAAACGCAGCUUAUUCAAGAGAUGAUGAACAAAUUUCGUCAACAAAUUGA
Procambarus clarkii (red swamp crayfish) is the source of this 1840-nucleotide messenger RNA. The record is from RefSeq and is a predicted model, not a curated record. Lineage: Eukaryota; Metazoa; Arthropoda; Malacostraca; Decapoda; Cambaridae.